Molecule: messenger RNA, 1758 nt
Organism: Truncatella angustata
Lineage: Eukaryota; Fungi; Ascomycota; Sordariomycetes; Amphisphaeriales; Sporocadaceae
Exons: 2
Coding region: 1-1758 (585 amino acids)
Source: RefSeq, a predicted model, not a curated record
AUGGCCCUCUUCCCGCCGCCGCAGCACCAGCACAGCUGGACCUCAACGACGACGACGCCACCUGUGCUGAGACACCCGAUCGAAGAGCUUAUUGCCGAUGCGCACACUUCGCAAGAGACGGUCCUCGCCCAGCGCAGCCGAGAUCUACCCACUGCCGCAGAUCGAUAUCGCAAGCGACGAGGCAGACAUCCUCCCCCGGGUUUUGAUGCUUGGAUGCAGUAUGCAGUAGACCACGAUGCCAUCAUAGUCGAGUCCUUUUUCGAUAGGAUAUACCACGACCUGAGCCCAUACUGGGCCCUGGAUGCGAAGAUCUUGGCCGAGCGUGCCUCGUCGUGGCAUCACCAUGUGCGAGUAAGGAACGGCCAGGCCUAUCCGAUUGGAGAUACACACGGGCGUGUCGCAUGGCUCCAACUGUGGACCACAUUGGUCAACGAGUCGGCCCCUUACCUGCCUGAUGUGGAUAUGCCCAUCAAUUAUAUGGACGAAUCCCGCCUGCUUGUGCCUUGGGAAGAUAUAAACAAACAUGUCGCCAAGGAGCACACAAUGCGCUCCCUGGUUCCGAAGAGCAAGGUUGUCAAGAAGUACUCAGGAUUAGCCCAGGUGGAUGCGAAGCGCAACGAAACAAAACCUUACGACCCGGAAUGGGUGAAAAAUGUCAGAUAUUGGGAUCUCACGCGAGUGACCUGCAACCCAAACUCACCGUCUCGGGAUCUCCCUACCAUGGAGAGCUUCGAGCAGUACCCCAAGUUCUCGCCGGACUGGAACCCGAACUAUGCUCAUCGAGGAUACGUCCGCAACUUCUCAGCGGCAAUCGACCCUUGUGAGCAACCGCACCUGAGGGAGACGCACGGCACCUUCAUCGAGCCAUUGACCAUGUCAACGAGUAAGGAGCUAAUCCCGCUUUUCGGCGGAUCCAAGCUUCCAGGCAACAAUGAGAUACUGAUCCCAGGCGCCAUGUAUUUGACAGAUGACCCCUUCUACUCUGGCGGCGUUGAACACGGUCCUCCGUGGAAACAAAAGACAGAUGGCAUAGUCUGGCGCGGUGUCGGCUCAGGAGGUCGUCACAAGGCAGAGAAUUGGUCCCAUUUCCAGCGCCAGCGUCUCGUGGAGAUGCUGAAUGCCACCACUGUCUCAGGAAUGGAGGAGUCUAACACUCGAGCCCCCACCUUCGAGAUGCCACCCCUGAGCAAAUAUGAUUUUCCGCGGCGCCGGAGCAGUACCAUCGGCACGUGGCUUAAGACAUUCAGCAACGCCGGCUUUGUAGACAUGCUCUGCUUUCCAGUCGAGUCCAACUGCACGUACAUGCGCCCAUAUCUGAGCGAAGUCGAAAAAAUGCCCAUGUUGGAACAAUACGAAUACAAGUUCCUGCCUGACGUUGACGGAAACAGUUUCAGCGCGCGGUACCGUGGGUUCCUGCUGUCGACAUCGGUUCCCAUCAAGGCCACCGUCUAUGCGGAAUGGCACGACGAGCGGUUGAUGCCCUGGCAACACUUUGUGCCCAUGGACAACACCUUCCAGGAUCUGUACGGCAUCCUGGAUUACUUCACCCGGGACAAGAAGGGCGAUGACUCCGCCCGGUUUAUCGCGGAGGAAGGUCAGAAGUGGGCUUCCCAGGUUCUGCGCCGAGAGGAUAUGCUGCUCUACGUCUGGCGCCUACUGCUCGAGUGGGCUCGGAUAUGUGACGAGAAGCGAGAACUGCUCGGUUUUGUCGACGACCUGGCCGCCAAGGCUGGGUUUGACGAAGACGGCAGUGUAUGA